Molecule: messenger RNA, 1849 nt
Organism: Diaporthe batatas
Lineage: Eukaryota; Fungi; Ascomycota; Sordariomycetes; Diaporthales; Diaporthaceae
Exons: 2
Coding region: 235-1548 (437 amino acids)
Molecular function (GO): NAD+ binding
Source: RefSeq, a predicted model, not a curated record
AUACAAAGCCCCCCAAUACAACGGCCUCCUAAAUCCCCGUCCCUCACCCCAAAUUCCCACCAUUUCCUUGCACUGUCGCUCCUGCUUUUCGGCCCGGCAAGCACAAAAUUGCCGUGUUCGUCACACGUUGCCGGCCACCUAACCUACCCACACGAUACCGCCAAGAUAGGUCGCCGUCGGCGCGCACGUCACCAACAGAAAGGACCCCGCUCCUGGAAGCCGUCGCGAAGGAAGAUGGGCCAAGAGCAGUCCGGCUUCAUCGAGGAUGACGCCCCUCCGACCACCCUUUCCGAGCGGUCGCUCUCUGCUGUUGCCCAGAUGAUCAAAGAUGGCCAGGCCAGCAGAAUCGUGGUCAUGACAGGUGCUGGCAUCUCCACUGCCGCCGGAAUUCCUGAUUUCCGCUCCCCCAACACCGGCCUGUAUGCCAAUCUUGCUCGCCUCAACCUCCCGUAUGCCGAGGCCGUCUUCGACAUCUCCUACUUCCGCCAGAACCCCGAUCCUUUCUAUGUCCUUGCUAAAGAGCUGUAUCCCGGCAACUACUCACCCACCGUCUCGCAUGCCUUUAUCGCGCUGCUUGCCAAGAAGAAUCUCCUCCGCAUGCUCUUCACCCAGAACAUCGACUGCCUGGAGCGCCAGGCUGGCGUCCCUGGCGAACUGAUUGUCGAGGCUCACGGCAGCUUCGCCACCCAGAGGUGCAUCGAGUGCAAGGCGCCGUUUCCCGAUGAUAAGAUGAAGGAGUACGUGUUCAAGGGCGAGGUGCCUCGCUGUGAGGACGAGAAGUGCGAUGGUCUGGUGAAGCCUGACAUCGUCUUCUUUGGAGAGCAGCUCCCCGAACAAUUCCACAAGAACAGGCAUGUCCCGUCGUACGGCGACCUGGCCCUGGUUAUGGGAACGAGCCUCACCGUGCAACCAUUCGCGAGCCUUCCGGACAUGGUAAAUGACGAGACGCCCCGUGUUCUUUUCAACCUGGAGCGUGUCGGCUCCCUGGGAUCUCGUUCGGACGAUGUGCUAGUUCUGGGCGAUUGCGACUCUGGCGUCCGAAAGCUUGCAGAUGAGCUCGGCUGGGGAGGCGAGUUGGAUGCAAUGUGGCGAGAGAUUGUCGGUGACAAGGAGGCAGAGAGGCAGCUGAGGAGCGCCGUCGAGCGUGAGGCUGCGAUGCAAGCUGAGGUUGAGGACUUGGCGGACAAGGUUGGGCAGGGCCUGCAUUUUGACGACGCAUCCGACAAUCCUGAUGGGGAGAGCGCUUCAGACGAGGAGAAGUCGCACAAAUCGGAAGUGCGAACGAUUGGCUCCGGACUGGAGGGGGCCACUUCCACAUCGCACGAAGCUCAGCAGACUUCUACCAAUCCCCAAGAGCCCAAAGCCGCCCCUCCAAAAGACGGCGUGAACGCCGAGAAGCUGUCAACCGAGGCAAUUGGGGACACUUCGGCAAGCUCUUCUGACACGGUGAAAGGGCCAGGCGACUCGUCUCAGGCCUGGGAGGCAACAAUCCAAAAAGAUUAUGGAGAAGAGCAGACCCAAGCACCGACGGGAAAAGCGGCGUUAUAAGAAUUCGGCACGACUGGAGCAUAAUUUUGGCAGCAUUUUCUUUUUGCAAGCAGAAGCCAUGAUGAGCACAAGAUAUUGGCUACUCCUGGGCCCGAACAAGGAUAUUUCACGUUACCAUCCGGCAUUCGUGAAGCCCAGAGGUCGCCUUGGGCAGAAUACAUGAGAGGAGUUUGGGUUGGCUUUGUAUACCUGUUUGACAUAGGAUUGUGCGGCACCGUCACAGUUGGAUUUCAAGCAUGCUUCGAAGAAUUCUUGCGCCUGGGCUGCGAUAGAUAUUCUAAUGCACACAUUUUUUAAAGCC